Didymodactylos carnosus is the source of this 579-nucleotide messenger RNA. The record is from the annotation of a GenBank genome assembly. Lineage: Eukaryota; Metazoa; Rotifera; Eurotatoria; Philodinida; Philodinidae.
AUGAAUUUUGUUUUGGGACAAGUACUUGGUGAAGGCUCAGCAGGUAUCGUUUAUCAAGGAACGUGGAACAAUCGAGUUGUAGCUAUAAAAAAAUUUGUUGGUCAGCAUACACGUCAUGCUGAACAGGAAAUGAAACUAUUACGGACAUUAAACCAUCCAAAUAUCAUUCAAUGUUUUGAUCACCAGCAAGAUCGAACAGAUACCUAUUUGAUUAUGGAAUUUAUUGAAGGUGGUACAUUGUUUGAAUAUAUCCAACGAUCAUAUGAUGAAAUGAAUACAAACUCAUAUUGGUAUAAAUGUAAAUCAAUUGCAAAUGAUAUUGCACAAGGAAUGAAUUAUUUGCAUGAACGUAAUGUCAUACAUGGGGAUUUAAAAAGUCAUAAUAUUUUAUUGCAAUUAAAUGAGGAACAAGCUAAAAUUUGCGAUUUUGGAUUGUCAAAGACAAUGAGUGAUACAAGAAGUCAUAUGACUACACCUACGAAAAGAUAUACAAGUGCUCAAGGUACGUGCAACCUUUCUGAUCCCAAGAUGAAACUUUCUUUAGCCAUUAGAGGAAAAGUAACUAAUAGGGAAUUAUAG